AUGCCCUUUGUGUCAAGAACCUCGGAUAGGUAUGCGUUGAUUCGCUUUUGUUACAAUCUCUAUCAUGAGGUUUUUUCUAUAUUUUGUUAUUUUACCCAUACUAAAAAAAUAUCAACUUUACCUCCUCCUUUGCAUUUGCUGCUUUUGUUAUUGCCACCAAAACAAAGCCGUGGGUUAAAUGGGACACUCGAUUCUUUGUCUUUCCUUACGUCUGUUUGCUCUCUGAAAAUUUAUAAACAAAAGGUGUGA
This is a messenger RNA of Phytomonas sp. Hart1, 249 nucleotides long. Lineage: Eukaryota; Euglenozoa; Kinetoplastea; Trypanosomatida; Trypanosomatidae. The record is from the annotation of a GenBank genome assembly.